AUUUUCCUUCCUCUGUUUAGUGAUUUUAUUCUCGAUUUGAGGAUUGGGCAACCUUACGUUUAUCAUACUGCGUAGGAUGCGGUUUCACGCCUGAGGUUUCCCGAGGGUUUUAUAGCACGCUAAUACCGGACUGUUUGGCAUGUACACGCCUCAGAAACCACAGGUGGAGGCAAGCCUGUAACAACAUGAGCCCCGCAGCCGUGCCCGUCAUCCAUUGCUGUUGUCACCGCAAAAUCUGGCUGCACUCGACCCGACAGCGAGUGGCCGUCCUCUCGUUUCGUUCAUCCCGUGGACCAUGCUGAGAGAGUUAACGCCAUGAACAGAUAUACCACCCUCAGGCAACUAGGCGAUGGCACCUACGGUUCGGUCAUUCUCAGCCGCUGCCUGGAGUCCGGGGAACUUGUGGCCAUCAAGAAAAUGAAAAGGAAAUUCUAUUCCUGGGAGGAGUGCAUGAAUCUUCGAGAGGUCAAGUCCCUGAGAAAACUCAAUCAUGCCAAUGUGAUCAAACUAAAGGAGGUUAUUCGGGAAAAUGACCAUCUCUACUUUGUAUUUGAGUACAUGAAGGAGAACCUCUAUCAGCUAAUGAAAGAAAGAACAUGCCUUUUUCCUGAGUCUGCAGUGAGGAAUAUCAUGUUUCAGAUUCUACAGGGACUUGCUUUCAUUCACAAACAUGGCUUUUUCCAUAGAGAUAUGAAACCAGAGAAUCUUUUGUGCAUGGGCCCUGAGCUUGUGAAAAUUGCUGACUUUGGACUGGCUAGAGAGAUUCGAUCCCGUCCUCCAUAUACAGACUACGUGUCAACCAGAUGGUACCGAGCUCCAGAGGUUCUUCUCAGGUCCACCGUUUACAGUUCCCCUAUAGACCAAUGGGCUGUAGGGUGCAUCAUGGCUGAGCUCUACACACUCAGGCCCCUCUUCCCUGGCUCCAGUGAGGUGGACACCAUCUUCAAAAUAUGCCAGGUCUUGGGAACUCCCAAAAAGAACGACUGGCCCUGAGGGGGUACCAGCUUGGCGACCACCAUGCACUUCCGCUUGGCCCCCAGUUGUGUACCCAGCCUGAGGAAUCUCAUCCCCAAUGCCAGCGCUGAGGCCAUCCAGCUGAUGAGAGACCUGCUUCAGUGGGACCCCAAGAAAAGGCCAGCAGCUAGCCAGGUAUCGCAGGGGCCCUGCCGCUACCCCUACUUCAACGUGGGCCAACUGCUGGGCGCUCCCCAGCAGCUUCAGGAACAGAGGCGACCGCUGCCUCAGGUGCCUCAGGCCUUGGCCCCUGCCCCUUGGUCCGCCUCCAUCCCUCGCCCCCUCCCCAGCUCAGGGCCCGUCCCACCUCCCCACCCCCCUCCGCCUCUUCGGCUUCCCCAGCCACACCUCUCUCCAGCUCGGCCGCUCCAACAAAUCCAACCACCAACCAACCCUGCCUAUUCCCUGCACCAGCCCCAGCCACCCCAAGGCCCCAGCUGAGGGCAGAUGCAGAGAUGGACAGAGCCCCAGCACAGCCGUUUCCCUUUAAUAUACGACAAAGGCCCACCGAGUCAGUUAACACCAGAGCCUGAGAAAGCAAAUCCAUCCAGCCAAACGGGUAAGCCCAGGGGGACCCGUAGGAGAUGGGGUCACGUCACCGGGGUCUUAAAGGGGGAAGACUGGGACGACUCUGAAGACCUGGACGCUGCAGCCAUCGCCCUGAACAAGCCCGGUUACAUCAGCAGUGACAAGCUGGUGGCAGGGGACAGUAGUCUGAGCAGGUUGGGAAAUGUUUUGGAUUUCAGCCCCUCCAUUGUCAGGAGAGAAGGGAGUACGAAUAUAAAUAAUGUGCUGCCCUUUCAAGAACCAUCCAGGACAGCAUCAGCCAAACAGCAUUACUUGAAGCAAUCAAGAUAUUUACCAGGGUUAAGCACCAAGAAGAAUGUAGCAGUAAGUGUCAAGGACUUGAUUGGAAGCAGCCUGUGGGGGAGCAGCGUGGUUCCAUUGGAGGCACACUUGCCUACCAGGGGCAACCACGGAUCACGUACAGGAGGAUAUGUUCCCUCAGCUAAUAAGAAGGAGACUGGAUCAGCUAGCCAAAGAGUGCAUCUAGCACCCCUAGAUUCAACGGUAUCAAAUUAUGCAACAUGGAAAUCGAGCAGGUCAAGCAGUCAGGUGGGACCAUCGUCCUACUUGUCAUCUCCCACCAAGAGCACACCGGGCCUGCGACCUCGCCCUCUAGCUCAGCCCGUCCAUGGGCGCACUGACUGGGCUGCCAAAUAUGGCCACCGAUAGGGAGUUCUCAAGGCACACAUUCAGGACACUUGUAGGUCCUGUGACUUUUCCACUCGAGUUAUUAACUUGUAUAUUUAUUUUAUACAGCAAUAAUAUCUGUUUUAUAUUGCUCUGUGUAUGGUUAAUGUAAAAAAAUUUAUAUACUUUUUUUGCAUAAUAUGCACAAGAAAUCUCAGAGUUUGUGUCAGUGUAUUGAACGAUGUUGUAAAUUUAUCUUUUAUCCUGCAUAAUCUUUCUAAACCUCAUAAAUAUGGAUUAAUGUUGCAUUGUAUUAAUUACAGUUGGUGAGGUGAAAUUUGUGUUUUUUUUGCACGCCACCUUUGUGGAUUUCUACAAAAUUGCUUAGUUUUUUUGUUUUUCAGUGAACGUGUAGGAACUUUUCAUUUUUAUUUAACUUUUUCAGAGUUGUAUUGUUUUGAUUUUUGAUGUUGAGAUUUUUACAAAUAUCCUUUUGCCAGUAUAUUUUGUACACCCAUGACUAAAUUAUUUUCUUUCUUUCUUUUUUUAAAAAAAUUUCUCUUGGAAGUACUUUUCCCCUAAAAUUGUAUGUAUAUUAUGUAAUGCACAACACUUGUUAGUAAUAUGCUUGUGUUACAACCCCUGACCCUUUUUGAUAAUGGCUGCCUAUCUGUGGUGGCAUUUUUCAACAACAAGGGUUUUAUUGUUAUCCUUCAAAAUAUUGUUGCCAUUCCAAUGUAUUAAAAAAAUUACUUUCUCAACCAA
This is a messenger RNA of Electrophorus electricus (electric eel), 2973 nucleotides long. NCBI's taxonomy places the organism in Eukaryota, Metazoa, Chordata, Actinopteri, Gymnotiformes, Gymnotidae. The record is from RefSeq and is a predicted model, not a curated record.